UCUGGGAGGGAGAAGAAAGACCGUCUAAAAAUAAAGUGACACGCACCACCAGCAGAUAAACAACAACUGAACCAACAAAUAAAAGAAGAGGAGGACAAAGACAAACAUAUCCUUGUUUGUGUCUCUUUCACCCUGCCUGACUCCCUCUCUAUGCCCCAUUUCUGUUUCUCUGUCCUCAUUACGUGCUGAGCGGAGGUCAUGUCCCAGUCUGGAAAAGUCCUUCAUCUGUAUGUGGAAGUGAGGCCUGCCCCAGAUCAGAGUGGAGGGAAAGGGGAAUUUGGAGAAAAUAAAGAAGGGGUUGCUCAAGGGCGCUCAGUUCGGGAUAGUCCUGCGAAGCUCCUGUCUCAGAUAGCGAGCAAGACCGUCCCGAAGACCUCCACAGCUCACCAUCUAGUUAAGGACGGCACACAUAGCCAGUCUCCGUCUCCGAGCACUGUUAGGUUUCAGCGCCAGCAAGCCAGCGGCUCCCUGUCUCCUUCAGUCACCAAGCGCUGGAGUUCACCCUGUGUUGGAGCCAUCCGCUCUCCACCAACGCCAUCUUCUGGAAAGAUCGCUGUCCCUCACACACCUCCCAACUGCCAGAGGUUUAACAAGGAGGAAGUCAGCGAUGGGAAGAGGUCUGUGGUUACGUUCAGCUACAUUGAGAAGUCUAAUGUGAAGACCUUGGACAGUCCACGCAACUCAAUAUGUGAGAGAGCGACCAGGGAGGAGAAAUCCACCCCCUUACACUAUCACAAAAGGCUCACCGACCCAGUUUGGUAUGGGAGUCCCAAUUCUUCUUGCUGCUCCAGUCCCAAGCUGACUUUCCGAUCUCCAGGAUCUCCAGGAAGUCACCAGCAGACGUUCUCCCCUGGCCUUCGCCAACCAGCCUUGGACCUCAUCGGCAGGGCAGCUACCCAAAGGGCUGUGGAGGAGUUUGGCUCCCCUUUACUGAGGAUUAAACUAGCCCAUGCACUUGAGCACACCUCAUCCUUGCGCUACAACCAACAGCCACGCUGUCAGUCCUGGGCCGGGUCUCCUGUUCAGCGUCAGAACAUCUUCGUAAACCCCAAAGAUAGGAGCCAGGCUAUUUGUGGGCUGCCUCGGAGCCCAGCGUCAGACCAGCUAUCGUCCCAGUCCAGGCAAUCUCCGCACUCGAGGCCUGGGUCCUGUGUCAAGUCCCAGAGCCCUCUUCACUGGUCAGGGGAGGACAGAGCUGUGGCAGGCAGUCCAGCCACCAAAAGACAUGUUCACAGGGCCUGUAACAGGAGUGCUUCACCACAGGGAGCAAUCCUCCAACUUGGCAAUAAUGUCGUCGAGGGCUUGAACCAGUUAAGUGACAGUAAAUCUUCCUCUCCAGCUCACAGCCCUGAAGUUGCCCGCAGGCUUGCAGAGGAAGCUACCAAAGUAUCUUCUAUUUUCACAGAGGCAAGGAGGUCCUCAUUGCACAAUGCUUUAGAUGAGCUUGCAAGCAGCUCAAACUAUGGAGAAUCUCACAAUUCAGCUCCAAAUGCACAACAUUAUAAGCAAGCGCUUAAGAUGAACAUCCCUUUAAACGACCAGCACACGUCAGUAGCUGACAGUACAGACUCACACCAGCCUGAAAACUCCCUCUUGCAGUCACAUUCACAUGAAUCAAACUCCCAUGCUAAUUAUGACACACACACGGAGGACUACAUUCAGAGAUCCCAGCAUCAGAGCUCAGCGCUACCAGCGGUUCAGAGUUCUCCAGCCCUUCCUUCACGUGUCCUCCGUCCCUCUCAUCCUCCCACCGAGCUCAGCUCUCCCAUGAGGGACCCCAGGCUAUUCCAAGCUGAGCUCCGAGCACCAGAAACCCCCACCCUGCAUCGCCGUCAGCCUCCACAGUACACCGGAGACUCCUGGUCCCCCAGCCUGGACAGGAGAGGAGAACUGAGCUCCUUUGAGAGAGGGGACUGCACAGAGCUUGCUCGCAGGCUCUUUAUCAAUCAAAGUGUUGAGGAGGCACCGGUCAGUUGGACAUCUAGGCAGCAGUGGGGGCAUUAUGUGACGAACAGCCCAAGGCCAAACAGUGACCCUGGAUUGGGGUCCAGUGGUAACCAAGCUCCUGAUCAUCCGUCCAGUCAGCGCCGUCGGCCGCUCAGCCCCUCAGCUCAGCAGAAACGGGCUGAGCAAAGAAGGAGAGAGAUCCUGCUUCUGGGACCAGUGGUGUUGGACUCUCCUGAGGAGGAUGAGGGCUGUGAUGAGGAAGGAGGGGGCAAUGAGGUGGAGGGAUAUGGGGCAGGGCAGCAGCCACGCCUGCAGAGAGUGGAAGAUCCUCCCGAGGUGGAGCAGAACGGCGCAAUGGGAGGGCCGUCCUCACGGAGCUCCAGUGGGGUGACGGGCAGCUUGGGGGACAGGGACUGUGUGUCCCCAGAGUCCAGUCAGUCCAGCCACCAGAGCAAUGAGACUGGGGCCGCCACCUCAGGAAUACAGACGGACAGUGCCUGUGCAGUGCCUGUGCCCUCGCUUCACUGUCAGAGGAUCGCACGUGCCAAGUGGGAGUUUUUGUUCGGGACCCCCGCUGAGGAGGCUGCUAGCAGGGGAGAGAAAAGUCAGAGCAUGUCCUCUACUAUUUCAUCCAAUUCUCUGGAAACCUCCACAGCUCCUCCCAGUGGUAACUCUAGUGAGUCUCCCACCCCGACUCCCCCUUGCUCCCUUCCUCUGCUUUCUGCCAAUCACGAGGUGCAACAUGUGGAGGUAGAAUUGGUGACCCCUCCCCCCACCAUUAUUGGGACAUCACCCAAAACUGGCAUCAUCCGCCGGACGCUGAAGUAUUCAGAAACCGACCUGGACGCCGUCCCGCUGCGCUGCUACAGGGAGACAGACAUAGACGAGGUGCUGCUGGCUGAGCAGGAUGACGCCGACUCUGCAUUUGGGAGUAACCGCAGUGUGCAGGGAAACUCAGGGACAGGCAGCAGCCCGCUGGGAGGUUUGGCGUAUGGGAGGACAGAUGGGGAGGAGGAGGGGAGAAGACGGGGAAGAAGGGGGGAGGAGGAGGAAGAAGAAGAUGAGGAGGAAGAGGAAGAAAUCGUGAGCUGGGCCAGUGUGAGGAUGCAAGGAGACAACAGGAAGCAGAAGUAUGCGGCGCAGGAGGAGCUCGGCCACCGUCUGAAGAGACCAAUGGAAACUUUUUUCGACAACCACCAUCCAGCCCUGAAAUCCCCCAUCUUGGUCUCUGGCCCUCGCUGCGCUGCGGAGGACACCUUCAGCCGCCACUUUGAGAGCAUAAUGGAGUCCCACCGAGCCAAAGGGACAUCAUACAACAGCCUGGACAGUGAGGAGAUACUAACCUCGAGCACGCAAACUGUCUUGACAUUUGACCUCCCCACAUUAACUCCUGCCAUCCACGGGCCGGUCUGCCAGAGCGCCAGGCAGAUCGUCCAGCUCAGCUUCGCCCCGCUGGCACACGAUGAGAGGCCCAGUCUCUCUGAUUCUAUCUUUACCGUGACAGGGGAUUCGGACGCCACCAGAGCCCCCUCCAGCGAGAGGCUGAGCAGCGGUUCUGACGACACGCCACCCAGAGGACGAGACUGCACACACCUGGGGAGCAGCUGGUACAGCAACCCGUCUUUCUCAUUGCCAAGCAGGGAGAAGGCCCGCCUGGCGACAGAUUCGGAACUGGACCAGGACCUCAGUGACAGGCUGGGUCUGAGCAGCAGUGACACCCUCACCAAUGGCAGUCACCGUGCCGACGUGGCGGCCGCCAAACGUUUGGCCAAACGUCUCUUCAACUUGGAUGGCUUCAGGAAGUCUGAUGUGGCGCGUCACCUCAGCAAGAAUAACGACUUUAGCCGUAUGGUGGCAGAAGAAUAUCUGAGUUUCUUCAACUUCACAGGCCUCGCUCUUGAUCAAGCAUUGCGGUCUUUCCUCAGGCAGUUUGCCCUCAUGGGGGAGACUCAGGAGAGAGAGCGGGUGCUGUCACACUUUUCUAGGCGUUACUUCGACUGCAACCCCAAAGUCAUGCCAUCCGAGGAUGCAGUUCACACUCUGACCUGUGCUGUAAUGCUGCUGAACACAGAUUUGCAUGGUCAAAACAUUGGCAAGAGGAUGUCGUGCCCACAGUUCAUCAGCAACCUGGAAGGACUGAACGAUGGCCAAGAUUUUGCCAAAGAUCUGCUUAAAGCUCUCUACAACUCAAUCAAGAAUCAGAAGCUUCAAUGGACACUCGACGAGGAAGAGCUGCGGAAGUCGUUUUCGGAGCUCGGGGACAGCCUGUGUGACUCCAACACCUCCAGAUCGAUGAAGCGGGAGGGCAGCAGUGAGAAGCCCCUGUCGGAGGAGGUCGAGCCCUCUGGAAUGCUGCUGUACAAGAACGGGUUCCUGGUCCGCAAAGUCCACGCUGACUCGGACGGCAAGAGAACACCAAGAGGAAAGAGAGGGUGGAAGACCUUCUACGCCAUCCUGAAAGGAUUAAUUCUCUAUCUGCAAAAAGGAGAAUACAGGCCUGAUAAGCAGCUAUCUGAUGAGGACCUGAAGAACGCCGUGUCCAUCCAUCACGCUCUGGCCAUGAAAGCUUCAGACUACAGCAAGAGGCCCAACGUCUUCUACCUGCGAACCGCUGACUGGAGGGUUUAUCUCUUCCAGGCACCGAACGCGGAGCAGAUGCAGUCUUGGAUCACGCGGAUCAACACAGUGGCCGCCAUGUUCUCAGCUCCUCCCUUCCCAGCAGCCAUCGGCUCCCAGAAGAAGUUCAGCCGGCCGCUGCUGCCGGGAACGAUGUCCAAACUGUCGGAGGAGGAGCAGGUCAGAUCCCACGAAGCUCGAUUCAGAACCCUCUCCACUGAACUGGCUGAGCUACGCUCUUACCCUCCUGACCGCAAGGUCAAAGGCCGCGAGCUGGAAGAGUACCGCCAGCGAGACGAGUAUCUGGAGUUUGAGAAAACGCGGUACGCCACUUACACCAUGCUGCUGCGGGCUAAAAUCCGGAGCGGUGAGGAGGACCUGUCUGUGUUUGAGUCCCUGCUGCUGGAGGACAACGGGCUGCAGAGGGCCCACUCCAGCCCCACGCUGCAGGACAGCAGCCAGGCCAGUCAGAUCAGUCAGGCCAGCAGCACCAGGGACGGAGGCAACAGCAGCAAAGCCAGCGGCUGCAGCAGCAAGCCUAGACAGGAAGGCCAGAGACACAGCUACCGACAGGCCGUCAAGAAGUGAGACGGGGCGGGGGCGCCGGGAGCGGCACGGCGUUGCACUGCCAGCGGCAGGCUGUCUCCCUGCAUAGGUUUUUAUUUGAUAUCCAGAAGGGUUUGGAGCUCUGCUUGAAGGGGGAGCAGGCGUGAGGCUGUACCCCACACCCUCCCCCGACCAUGAUGCCCUACCCGGCACCCCGAUCUUCUCAUCAAUAGAGGAGGUGCAGAUCCUGUGACUGGCAUAGUGGCUGGGCAACACCAGCAAGGAUGUUGGUGCAGGAGGUGGGAGGAACGGUUGGGAGGUCACAGAUCUGCAGAGACGAGGUGUCUUAGAGAACGUACGCUGGGUGCGGCAGCAGACUGAACUGAGCAGUGAGAUAAAGAGGGUGCUGAUAGAUUGAACAAGGCACCCAUCCAGCAUCCUUUCCUCUUCUCCCCCUUUUAUUCUUUCAAGGCACCUCUCCGGCCAAGUUCUCCCACCUUUUUUCUUGACCAUUCACUCAGUUCCGGGACCAAACACGUUUACACAUUUAAACAUCACAUUUUAGACGACUGACGGUUUGAUUUCAGUUGAAUCGCUACCACCACUCUGAUUUGAAGUACUGUAAAAGUGACUGGACUCGUACAACAUCACCAGGUCUUAUGGAGCCAUUACGUUCCAGCUCCUUUUGUUGCCACAUCACCGCGGUGUGUUCACAUUCCAUUACAGGAGUCGGACAUUACAGCUUUUUAGCUCCUGUGCAUAUUUCGCUGAAGGUGGUAUCAAGUCGAAUCAGUGCACAAGACAUAAUAAAGAAGUGUUGAGGGUGCGGCUGCAGUAUACAACACACGUGUGAGGACAGGAGACGCUGCAGCUCGUCUCCUCUUUUCUCUAGUCGCCGGUGGCCGGUCAGAGGCAACAAGAUCAGUAGAAGUUCACAGCGUUCCUGAUAUGCAGCGACAUAACUGCAUCUCAUCAAGAGAGAGGUCUUUUUUUUGCUGUACUUGAACAGGUGAUCUCUUACCCGGUUGCUUUCGCUUCUGUCCCGUGGUGUGCUUCUGUUCUCUUUCUACUUCUUGGCCGAAUGUUGUUUUUUCUCCAGUGAUCCGCAUGCCUGCAUCCAGCACAGCGCUUCUUUUAGGCCUUUUACUACUUUGAGGGCAAGACCGAGAGCAGCGAAGUUGCUCUCUGAGGUCAUUUAGUCCCUUUUUCCUCAUGCCAGUGCCAUAUCCCAACGUGUGUAAUCUCUGUCUGUACUUACAGCCUCUCAUUUAUAAGCCCUAUUUUAACACUCACCAGGCAGACCCUGAAUGUUCUUGUUUUUUCAAUAUUUUUACAGUAUUUUACAGUUGUUUGUUGAUGUUGAACCUAUUCCUCCUGUGUACGUCAAGUGUAUGAUGAAAUAUGAUAUUGAAAAUGUAAAAGGAAAUAUGUUAUCCAUACUCUUUGUAAACAUCCAGGAUAUGUUGUAUAUAAAGCACCAUCUGCUUAUAUUGUAGGAUAUAUGACAGUAUAUUUACAAUAUAUUCAACACACUGUUGUGAAGAUGCAUUAUUAGGAACACAGUCACACAAAGAUGACAUUUUCUUCUUGUGCGUCCCUAAAAGCGCUACAUGAUAAUCAUGUGUUGCUUUGUUUUUGUUUUGUUUUUUUCUUACAUGGUGGUAAUAAUUCAGCACAAUAUGAGUAUUAUAGUAAAGCCUAUGUACCUAUCAAAGAUUAGUAAGUGAUCACAGGGUGUUUGUGAGAGGAUUACGCCAAGCAGUAGUGAAAAAAAAAAGAUAAUUCAUGUCAGGAUUAGAAGUCAGGAAGUAUUCCAAAGACAACGCAUGGUUCACUAUGACCUAAUAGCAUGAUUUUAAUGGGAUCAGGGUAGUGUUGUCGCAGAUGCAUGAAAACGGUGAGGAAUGUAGGAAAAAGGGAAGACAGUGUGUUAAAGAGACUCCUCAUUUAGGAAGGCGAGGAGGACUGGUCUAAAUACAGAACCAUAUAAUGUUUGAUAUGAUUUUGGUAGCCAUAUACACCUCAUAGCAUUGUUGAUGUAUAGCCAUUUUCUACUCAGGCUUUUAAAAUGACACCUUGAGCAGCUGCAGUGCCAGCGUCCAACCAGCAGGGAGAGCUGUCAACAUUCACUUAAUGUUCUUUCAGCCAUAAUCACACCUGCUGCACCCUGCAGUGAAUAUGCAUGGCAUCUCACUUUCACUUGAAGUCUGGUACUGCAGGGCUACGAGACAGGACCUGUUUGUAUUAACUAUGGAUGUCAAGUCUGUGUAUGUGUGUGUUUAGAGUGUGUGCACGUACAUUUCUGUCUUGUUCUGUCGGGUUGGUGAGCGUCGGGCAGCGUGCGCGUGCGGUGACUGCGCUUGCUGGAAGCACAGGAGCUUGUUUCAAAUGGCUGUAGAGGACGACCCAGCCAGUUUCAUGAUGAUGUUUGAUGUCACGUCAGCAGCUUUCAUCCAGCAGCGUCUGUGUUGUUAGAUUGAAUUUGUGCAGUUUCUAGAACAGAUGAUUGAAUAUUCAGGCUUGAGCAUCACAUCCUGCCUCUCAAUCAUGUCCCUGUUUGUAAUUUAGAGUUGAAACAAGUAGUUGAUUAAUCAAUUAGUCAAUCUAUCAGCAUCAUCAGUCUAUUUUCAAGCAAAAAUGACAAAACAUUCUUCAGUUUCAGCUUCUCAGUUAUUAGUAUUUCCCUGUUUUCUUUGACAUAUGUGAAAGUAAAACUGAGUAUCUUCUGGUUUUGGACUCUUUGUCAGACAAACGAUGCAAUUCAUAGACGUCGAAUUAGCGUUUAGGAAAUUUAUUACUGCAGUUUUUCACUAUUUUCUGACAUUUUAUGGACCAAACGAUUAAUCAGCAGUUUAUUUUAAUCCACAUCUCAUCGUUUUUUUGUUUACGUCAUCUGCUCUCUCCGUCUCUGUCUCUUCUUUCAUCUCAGUUUAUUUAUGACUUAUACUAAGUUUACUGUACGUGCACAGUGUUGCCAUAACUGACAUCUUGUAUCUCUUACCAGUUAUGUACCAGUUGACAUUACAGUAUUUAUUGAUAGUGUCUGACUCUGCUGUUUACAAUAUGGGCUAAACUGUCAAAGAGCAGCCAGUCUCAUGUCGAGUGCCAUUCAUGAUCUACUGAGGGAGAAAGAAGGAGAAUUAAAUCAGAAAAUGCCAAUUUUGAUUCAUUCUUGAAGAUUCAGUUACGUAAGAUAAAUAUUGAUAUUACAUAAAUAUGAAAGCACAUCUCAGUAUUUAUCCUGGAAACUCUCAUGUUCCUUUUUGGCCAAAAAUAACCUAUUUGUUGGCACUUUCAGUCUUAAAUGUACACAUGCAAAGAGAAGAUUGAUUUUAGCCCUUAAAUACUCUUCAGGUCAAAUUUGACCCAUUUUUAGAUUUGAGAGCAGUAAAAACACAUCUAACACAUUUAUUUUAGCCUGAAAUCUGACAACUUUUCCCAAACGUGACCCAGAAUAUGCAAAAAUAUCUAAACCUUUUCUUUAUUUCUAUGCAGCUGAUAAACAUAUUUAUACAUUGAGAGUGUUCAGGGUUAAAUUGGAUCCAUAUUUAUUCAAAAAAUUAAAAAAAGAAAAAAACACCAAUCAAAAAUGACAGCUGUUUUCCUGUUUUAGGUCACA
This is a messenger RNA of Thunnus maccoyii (southern bluefin tuna), 8728 nucleotides long. RefSeq names its product PH and SEC7 domain-containing protein 1-like. The coding region runs from base 199 to 5151 and encodes 1650 amino acids. Gene Ontology annotation, molecular function: guanyl-nucleotide exchange factor activity; phospholipid binding; protein binding. The record is from RefSeq and is a predicted model, not a curated record. The transcript is spliced from 16 exons. Gene Ontology annotation, biological process: regulation of ARF protein signal transduction. NCBI's taxonomy places the organism in Eukaryota, Metazoa, Chordata, Actinopteri, Scombriformes, Scombridae.